CCCCCGCCUGCACAGCAGCCCCGGCUCCCGGCCCUAUGACGGGGCGGGCUCUGCCGGGGCCUGCGGGCGGGGCCGUUGCCGCCACCACCUCCUCAGCCCCCGCCUGCCCAGCUGUGGCCGGCCCUGCCGGCGGUGGGGCCCGCCAUGGGGCUGUGCCUGCCCUGCAUGGGGGGAGCCGUCAAGGACGUGGUGGAGACGCCCGACCCGGAAGUAAAAAGAAGACAGCUAGCAGAAGCUGCUGAAAAGAGGCAGAUGGAGGCUUCCUCUCGAGGCAUUAAGAAUAUUCAGUCUGUAGAGCAAAAGAAAAAGAAACAGGAAGAAAUAGAAAAAAGAAUUGCAGCUUCAGGUUCUGGAGGAGGAGGAGGAGGCCUGAGAUGGCAGGUUGGAUAAAGAAGGAUGACUUCUGGAGAGGAGAUGGAUGUUUGUGGCCAACAGCCUGCCAGUUUCUGCAGCAGAGUGGCACUUACUCAUCAUGUGGCUUUCCCUGUUUGCAUAUGAAGAGUCAGCAGUACUUUUGCCAUUGUGGAAGGACAGAUGUGGAAACAGACACUAAGAAACUUAAAGAACUAACUCUGAAAACUUAAGUUUUGGGCAGUUUUGGUUUGGUUUAUAUGCAUGUUUAUUGCUUCCCUGUGAAGGGAGUGAGAGGAGUUUUCUCUCAUGACAGUGGCCUCCUUACCUGUAGUUGGUUGGUAUGUAUGUGCUGUCUGGUCAGUUGGAUGUCUGUCUGUCUGCCUGUGUGUGACUGGUUUAGGCACAGCUCAGGUGCCCAAGUAGUUUUUUUGACACUUCAAGCUCUACCAUUAAACUUUUUUUCCAAAUCCUCAUGUAGAAAGUUGUUCAUAAAUAUAUAUAUUUGAAUAUGUAGGUAGCAGCAAUCUCUUCAUUUUCCUGAUGACUUUAGGGAUUUAGUGCCUUUUUCAGAAUAAACAAAGAUUUAUGGUGAGUCCUUACAAAUGGAAGGAUUUUGUGACAGUAGUUAAAAAACCCAGAAACCUUUAUAAACGCUCUAUACUUAUAGGAAGAAAGCUGCUUUAUUAAGAGUCUAAUAAUUGUUCUCCUUUUCUGAUGUGGAUAUUUUUUGAGUCUGUAGUAUUUAUAACGAAUACUGAAAGCUAAACAUUAAAAAUACUGUUAAUAA
Molecule: messenger RNA, 1141 nt
Organism: Calypte anna (Anna's hummingbird)
Lineage: Eukaryota; Metazoa; Chordata; Aves; Apodiformes; Trochilidae
Gene: SVIP
Product: small VCP interacting protein
Exons: 4
Coding region: 145-390 (81 amino acids)
Biological process (GO): positive regulation of autophagy; negative regulation of retrograde protein transport, ER to cytosol; negative regulation of VCP-NPL4-UFD1 AAA ATPase complex assembly
Cellular component (GO): endoplasmic reticulum membrane
Source: RefSeq, a predicted model, not a curated record